This is a messenger RNA of Onychostoma macrolepis, 1367 nucleotides long. RefSeq lists its product as uncharacterized. The coding region runs from base 490 to 972 and encodes 160 amino acids. The record is from RefSeq and is a predicted model, not a curated record. NCBI's taxonomy places the organism in Eukaryota, Metazoa, Chordata, Actinopteri, Cypriniformes, Cyprinidae. The transcript is spliced from 9 exons.
CUGAUGGACAUAUGGACAUACAGACUCAUACCUGAAACAGAAAACUAAUAAAUACAGUAAUAUUCCCUCCUCACUUCGGAAACUAGGCUUCCACACAGACGCUCACUCACACACAUCAACACAUCUCCGCAUGAGAAGCGUUAAAGAUGAAAGAUGCAACAUAACGCCAGCAGGGGUCCCUCAUACUUUAUAAAAUAAAUAACAAACAGUUAAUUCUGCCGAAAUACAUAACCCACGGAACAGCUAAUGCUAUUUUUGAGUGCAUAUGUUGCUAAGGGUGUUGCUCAGUGAUACACAGAAGCGUUGGGUGAAGCGUCAUAGCCGUGCUAAACACAGCUGCUGACCAAUCAGAAUCGAGGAAUGGAACUAACCGUCUUAUAUGAUAAAAACGGCUGAAUCAAGAAAUUAAAAGCAAAACAUGAACGUUAUGAUGUGCUUAUAGUUAAACACAUCAAAGCCCCUCCCCCUGGAUUCUGGACUGAGAGGUGUAUGCGGAUCCUCCGAUGGCUGUUUUUAACACUGAAAACAUUCGUGCUGCAGUUUGGAUUGCCCUCAAGAGGCUUGAUCUCAAUGAUACUAGCUCAUUCUUUCAGGCUUGACACUUCUCAGACAAUUCUUAAGAUUCGAAACAAUCGAGGAUGCCUAAUUCCAUUAAAUUCCUGCAUGCCACCAAACAGCAAGCAAAUGCCGUACGUCCUUGAAGUGGCCAAAAACUACCAGCACGUCAAUCCAAGACCCAGAAGUAUUCCCAUGACUGUUAUUAAUAAAACCCUGAAGUCGAGGCUACUGAGCAUCGUGAAAAGGAUCGAAAGAUUAGAAGAACUGUUUCCUCAAAUCAAGCUAAAACACCGUGAAAGGUUGACAAAGGAUAUUGAGUUACUGAAUCAAAAGCUGGUAUUUCUUCACAAACGAAUGCAGAUGGCUGAGUCGUAUUGCUGGGAGGGCACGUUGAGAAGAGCUCCACUGUGGUGAAUGAUGCUCACGGUUCAGGAAGUCUGGUUGAACUGUUGCCUUUCACCGACUAACAUGACCAAUAACAUCUUAGAGAGUAGAAUCAGGCUGUUCAGUUUUUGUUUUGUAUCUAAUCUGAAUGACCUUUCUGGAGCUGUAUAAAUGACUCAAUAAAUCAUGCAUUCUGUGUAGUCAGAUUUAAAAUGCAUGAAUGUGAUUUCAUUAUAUAUGUGACCCUGGAGCACAAAACCAGUCUUAAGUCGCUGGGGUAUAUUUAUAGCAAUAGACAAAAAUACAUUGUAUGGGUCAAAAUGAUUGAUUUUUCUUUUAUGCCAAAAAUCAUUAGGAUAUUAAGUAAAGAUCAUGUUCCAUGAAGAUAUUUUGUAAAUUUCCUACCGUAAAUAUAUCAAAACUUA